CCUUCUUCUCCUUUUUUAUCCUUAUAGCCAUAGAUUAUGCCUAAAACACUAACGGAAUCCGAAGUAGAGGCUACUUUCGCGAAGCUUAAAGCAGCAGACCCCGACAGGAAAGUCGAUAUCAUACAGUUCUUUGGGUUGCAGCUUGAAGAUGUAGAAGAGCUUCCAGCGAGUGUUAUUGACCCCUUCCUCCUCAUUUUACCUCCUCUCAUCCGUUCACCUCACUCCCUUCUGCUAUCCUCCGUUCUCUCUUCCUUCCUCCCAUACUUUCUCCCUCUCAUUCCUAAGCACCCCACGACCCAUUUACGCCUAGCCCUCCUUCAAGUCCUUCCAGCGCUACUAGAAAAACUCAAUGACGCAAAAGAGAGAAUACACUCGGCAGCGGGCAAUGCGAUCGUUAUUCUGGGGGAACUGAGUUGGGAAGCCGAACCGCCUAUACCAGCCUCAAACCUCAAUUCAAGUGGUAGUCUAAAGGCUGGAAGUCUAUCAUCAAGUACGGCCACUAAAUCAAAACCGCACGAAACACUUCCUCAUUUAUGGGAAAGACACCUAAAAGAUGUGCUUCAAGGCAAAGCUUGGCGGUCGAAAGUGGAGGGUAUGAAGGUGUUAACAAAGAUGAGAAGUAAAGAAGGUGCUAAAAUGGGGCUUAAGGCAUGGCUAGGGGUUCUAGUCGAUCUAUUGGAGGACGGAGAUGGGAAUGUUAGGGACCAAGCCAGGGAGACCGUCGUUGAGCUCUUAUCGCCUCCCUCGACCCCACCCGCUGCUCGAUCGGAAUUCAAAAGGCUGCUAGUCGCGAGAAACGUACGAAAGACCAUAGCAGAUGAUAUCAUCACACGUAUUCUUAGUGGUGAAGGGUCUGACCGCUCUACGCCUGCCGUUAUGAAUUCUGAAUUGGGUAAGGAGGAAGGUGCUAGUAGGUCAGGAGCGGCUGCUCCUGCUCAUUCACAAGCAGAUGAUGUAGAUAUCGUCUAUGUCGCCUCUCCACAAGACCUCGAGAGAGAGUUCCACUCUAUGUUGCCUUUCUUUGAGGGUAAAGAGACUGAAGAAAACUGGGCACCAAGGGAGAGAAGUAUCGUUCGCAUACGAGGCAUGAUGAAAGGACAAGCACAUGUCAAGUAUCAGGCUGCUUUCAUAGCCGGAUUGAAGGGUGGCAUUGUGGAAGGAAUGUCAAAGACAGUACUAAGUCUGAGAACAACAGUGGCACAACAAAGCUGUUACCUUCUCAAAGAGCUUCCAGAAGGCUUAGGGGCGGCGUUUGACAACUUUGUCGAAUUCCUUUUACCUAUACUAGGGAAGAUGUCUGGCUUUACCAAAAAGCUCAUCGCUGAUCGCUCCCAAACCGCCGUAACAUCUAUUAUCACUCACACUACCGUUCAUCCCCGUAUUUUCAUCAAUCACAUUUCUUCCGGUAUCCAAGAAAAAAAUGUCCAGAUUCGUGCCUACUCAGUCAACCAUCUCAAAACAUUUCUCAUUGUCCAUGCUUCACAUGCCAAGCACCAAAUCGAAGCGACGCCAGGUCUGAGUGAUACGCUGGAUGCUGCAUUCAGGAAAGCAUUGGCAGACGUAAACCCGGGUGUGAGAGAAGUGACAAGACAAGCAUUCUGGAGGUAUCAUGAAGUGUGGAGAAGCAAAGCAGAAGUCUUGAUGAACAGUUUGGAUGGGCAGGCGAGGAAGCAGCUCGAGAAAGCUAAUCCGAGGACGGCGGCUUCCCCUAUGCCUUCAUACGCUUCUUCAUCAUCUACCGGUGCUCCAAGCUCUGCAAAUACAAAGCCCCCAUCUAAAAAGAUGGACCUCAAGGCGAUGCUUGCAGAAAGGAGGCGAGCCGUGAAAGAAGCUGGCAAACAAGCACAAGAGACGAAUGCAGGAUCUCCUAGAGUGGUGUCGAACCCAGUGUUUGCUUCACCGGGAGUUCAACACGCUUCCAUCACGGGUCUACCAAGAUCGAGCUCUGCUGUCGGGAUUGCAAGACAUGUCGAAACCUCCAGCCCUAGCCCCGUCCGUUCACCCACACCUAGUUCAUCGGCUACUCGCAUUAGACCUUCACCCUCUCCCGAACGUAUUCAAUCCCCUAUCCAGACGAAGAUCGAGAUCGACUCGCCCCUGCGUUCGCGAUAUACAAGCCUUACGCCAGAUUUGGCAAGAAGCCCCCCCAAAUCACCAUCUCCAUCUUUAAGUCCGAGUCUGGGAUUGGGCGAAUCCCCGUUGAGACAGGUCUUGACUUAUCCAGCAGCUAAUGGGCGUCACUCAGUUGGGGAAGGAAAAAGAGCGAUACCCGAGCUUGUAGAGGUGGCUGACAAUGGUGCUGAACAUGAAGUUGACGAGCUUACGCUGAAGGAAGGACAAAAAACUAGAGAUGAUGGUAAUACGGACCAGGAACUUCCUCCGACGGUGCAGGAAGAAGUGGACCAGGUUGAACAGAGCCAACAAUUCGAAUCCGAGCCUCGGUUAGAGCACCCCGAACCUCAACAGGGUAAUACCUUCUCUACCUCAACUUCCGGUCGUGUGCCAUCGACCCCCGCACGAUCGAUAGCAACAGGUACAACCGCAUCUUUACCUAAUUCGCGUAAUGGAAACAUCAAAGGCGAAAAGAUAAUCAGCUCGAGGCUCAAUCCUGAGGCAUUCCAAACGCCGCUCAACCCCAAGACUAGUGCUCUUAGAAGCAGCAGUGCUAUUCGUACUCCAGCAUGGAAGGACUCUCCAAGACCAGAAGCGGUGACUCCUCAGAUGAUGCAGAAGCUGAAGGAGAGACGACAUGAGAGGAGUUGGUGGGUGAAAAGGCAAGAGUUGUUGGAAAAGGCUUCGCCUCUCAAACCUCUUACCCCGUCACCUUCAUUUGCGAUAUUGCCUGAUAUAGAAGCCCUGGAAUUGGGCGCACCGACGCUCAAGAAUCUCCAGAAAAUCGCACUCUUCUGCAGCUCGCAUCCUGUCCGUCCUGAACCAACUGCCGAACAGGAUGAAGAGGAAAAAAGAGCGUUUGAAGAGGAGAAGAGAGUCUGGACAGGGCUGUUUGAUAGGGUCAUGAAUGGCGUAGUAGACUUCUUAAGACCAGACAAGGACAAAGAACUUCUCGAGCAAGGACUGGUUGUCCUUUGGGAAAUCGUUCAACACCAAUGGCCAUUGGUCGAUGAUACGCAGAGACUGUGCCACGGGUUGUUCAGAUUGAGGGAAAGUUCUGAUGCCGUUGUACUCGAGUCGACUAACGCUCUGAUAUCCCUCCUCGUCCAAAUCUCUGACCCGAUGCUUCUCCUUUGCAAUCUCCGUUCAUCUCUCGAUCGUUUCCUUACUAAACACCCUGCCCCGCCCUCAAGCUCUGCGGACAAUUCCGAUCCAAUGACCAGUGCCCUCUCACAACUGUCACUCUCGAGCUCCAAAGAAUCGCCUGAGAAGAGGACGAGGAAUUCGGGCUAUCUAUUCGGGCUUACAAGUAUUGGUAUGUGCGUAUUGAGAUUAUCGGCGCCCGUGAUUGUUUCCGAAGGCCCAAAACUAGGUCAGAUUGUCAUGGAAGCAAUAAACGAUCCAUCAUCCAUCAUCCGCCAGGCUGCCCACUCUCUUCUACUGGCCAUUCAAUGCGUUACUCAUGAUUCCAGAAAAACACUUGCCUUUGUGCCUGCUAUGUCACAGGGUCAGAAAGAUCUCGCGGUAUAUUAUAUGGCACAAAACGGGGUCUUGGAGCAGAUUGGACUUCAUAAAAAAGCAACUAGUGAAGGAGAAAAAGGCAGGGAAGGCGACAGGGAUAAUAUGACUGGCGAGUUGGCAGGGUUGAUGUCGAGAGGGGUGAUAAGGGAGUGAGUGAAGGGGAACCUGUCAGAAUCAUUGUAUAGCAUAUCUCCCCAAAGAAAUUUGAGGGUAAUCGAUUUACUAUUUUUUUACCUAUAUAAUCAGAAAUGCCUUGCCAGGCUCUCGAAUUUCCGUCAGAUUCCGAUGACGACCAUGCUGGAUCUCGAUUACACUAUCAGACUACUUAGGACUCAAUGGUCUGCCUGAUAAUACAUGACUCUACUUGCAUUGAUUGUAACCUAUGAAUGGAAUGGAGC
Messenger RNA from Cryptococcus deneoformans JEC21, 4031 nucleotides. RefSeq lists its product as hypothetical. Gene Ontology annotation, molecular function: microtubule binding. Gene Ontology annotation, cellular component: mitotic spindle; cytoplasmic microtubule; microtubule organizing center. Lineage: Eukaryota; Fungi; Basidiomycota; Tremellomycetes; Tremellales; Cryptococcaceae. The transcript has 12 exons. Bases 37 to 3786 code for a protein of 1249 amino acids. Gene Ontology annotation, biological process: mitotic spindle assembly. The record is from RefSeq and is a predicted model, not a curated record.